Gymnodraco acuticeps is the source of this 7628-nucleotide messenger RNA. RefSeq names its product protein phosphatase, Mg2+/Mn2+ dependent, 1E (gene ppm1e). The transcript is spliced from 7 exons. Gene Ontology annotation, biological process: protein dephosphorylation; negative regulation of protein kinase activity. NCBI's taxonomy places the organism in Eukaryota, Metazoa, Chordata, Actinopteri, Perciformes, Bathydraconidae. Gene Ontology annotation, molecular function: protein serine/threonine phosphatase activity; cation binding. The record is from RefSeq and is a predicted model, not a curated record. Bases 277 to 2094 code for a protein of 605 amino acids.
GCUCGGUUCUGAAUGGGGAGUUCAGUCCAUAUACUGACAGUCCAGUCCAGUCCAGUAGCACACCCGGAGAAAGUACACUCAUCCCGGCAAGUCCGCUGCUCUCACACGCGCACCGGUACUCCACGCGCCCCCGGUAGUUCACACUCAUUCAGGUAGUCUGCGCGUGCACGACUCAGUGUACCGACUCCUCUUCUUUUUCUUCUCCUUCUUCUUCUCAGCCCGGAGAAGUUAGUGCACUGACGGGAGGAGUUGUCGCUGUCUGUCCAGGAAUGAGAGAUGAUGGCCGGCUCUAUAGCAGAGGAGAAAACCUUCCGACGGUUCCUGGAGCUCUUCCUGCGGGAGAUGAGGAUGCCUCUGCAGGAGAGCGACCCUCCGCCGCUGCGCCCCUUGUCGGACUUGAUGACUGAGGACGAAGUGGAGGGGGAAUGCCUCGACCUGUGUCUCCAGCACCUCUACAAAUAUAACUGCCCCUGCUCUCUGGCUGCAGCUCUCGCCCGAGCCACGGCCGACAGCCUGCUGCAGAGCGACCUCUCCAUUCACCACCUCAACAAGACCCCCGAGGAGGGACAGGACCCUGUAACACAGAUGGAGUCGGUGAAGUUGGCCUGGUUGGUGUUCAACCGGCUCUUCGAGGUGUGCUGCCUCUGGAUGAAGGACCUGCCGUACCGCCGCCGCCCGCAGCCGUACUACGAGACGUCCAUCCACGCCAUCAAGAACAUGAGGCGCAAGAUGGAGGACAAACACGUCAUCAUCCCCGACUUCAACUCGCUCUUCAAUGUUCAGGAUCAGGAGGAGCAGGCUUACUUUGCCGUGUUUGACGGUCACGGCGGUGUCGACGCUGCGAUCUACGCUGCCAACCACCUCCACGUCAACCUGUUCCAGCAGGAAUGCUUCAGACAGGACCCGAUGGAAGCGCUCUGCAAAGCCUUCAGAGUCACCGACCUGGCAUUUAUGAAGAAGGCCCGACGAGAGCACCUGCGUUGUGGCACGACGGGCGUGGUGACGUUCCUUCGGGGCCGCACGAUGUACGUCGCCUGGCUCGGAGACUCCCAGGUGAUGCUGGUCAGGAAAGGGGAAGCGGUGGAGCUGAUGAAGCCACACAAACCAGACCGAGAGGAUGAGAAGCUGAGGAUCGAGGCUCUGGGAGGCUGUGUGAUCUGGUUUGGCACAUGGAGGGUUAACGGCAGUCUGUCUGUAUCCAGAGCAAUAGGCGACUCCGAGCACAAGCCUUACAUCAGCGGGGUUGCAGACCAUGACAUCUGCCCUAUGGACGGCACAGAGGACUACCUGAUUCUGGCCUGCGAUGGUUUCUGGGACACGGUCAAUUCUGAAGAGGCGGUGCGAGUGGUGAGCGACCAUCUUGAGGAGAACAGCGGAGACACCGCCAUGGUGGCCCACAAGCUGGUAGCCUCGGCCCGGGACGCAGGCUCCAGCGACAACAUCACCGUCAUCGUGGUGUUCCUGCGGGACCCUCGCUGCCCCCCACCCGGCGGCACUGAGGACAGGGAAGAGGGGGUGGUGGUGGGGGAGGAGGUGGAGGAGGAGGAUGAUGAGGCUGGAGGGGGAGAGCGCGACGGGGGAGAGGGAGGCAGCAAUGCGGACAACGGGGGGAAGGCUCGCGGCGGCUGGCCCCUGCAGCAGUGCUCGGCCCCCGCUGACCUCGGAUACGAAGACCGAACGGACUCGCUCACAGACAGAACGAGCCUCUGCCUGCUGGGGCCAGCUCUGGAGGGCCGCAUCUCGCUGACGGGGGCCACGAGGCAGCCGCGCUCCAUCUUUGGCCUCGACGUCUUCUCAACCUCCCACGUGUAUCCAGAGCUACGCCCACUGAGGCGCAGGUCCUGUCUCCCCUUCCUGACGCCCAGCAUGUCUAGCUUCACGGACCCCCUGUGGCCCCAGACUGCCAUGUUGUUAGGCCAGGUAGCGAGGCGGAGCCACGGGCCCGGGUAUGGCGGUCGUCGUCGGAGACCCGGAGCCUCCAAGGAGCUGCUGGGGCUGCUACCCUGCGGCCAGCUGCUGCCACACACACAGCGCCGCUCCAUCAGCAGGCCUGGAGCUGCAGAGCUUCACCUGCCCCAUGAUGCCUCCAUUUAGAGAGGCGACCCAAACCAUCUCCUUCAUUUAUUCAUCGGCCCCUCAGCUCGCCCUCACAUCCACCUCUGCCUUCAACAACACGUCUUUCUUUCAUAGUCGAUAGUUGUUGCUCCUGCUGAAUCUCUGUCGGAGGAGUGGUGCUCUCUGUUCUAAUAUUUCCCAAUGUAAGCUGGCCCACUAAACACAAGCCCUGCUCCUUAAUGCUAAAAAACGGCAUCCUUCUCCAAUGUUCACUUGCAUUCAACACAUUAAAGUUGAAUUGUAAUGCUUGGUCGCUCGUGGUUUAAGCAGGGUCUGUUUUUAACAGAAAGAAAAAAAGUUAUAGGACCAAAUAUAAAUUUGAUCUCAUCACUUGCUUGAGAAAAGUAAGAAUUCACACUACUUGGCCAAAACUAUGUUGAAACCUGAAAAUUGCACCAAAAUGUGAUGGUGAACAUGUUAUUACAAACCCCUGAGUAUUGAUGUGCUAAUUAAACUGUUAUUUCUUAAGAUGUUGGAUCCUGGCAGCACAGAUUUGCUCACUUUCAGCUACAACAGCAUUAUCGAGGCUUUUAAAUGUUAAAAAGACUCUCUUUUGUCAUUUGUUUUAGCUGUAGCGUAGCAUUAAGAUUUCCCUUAACCCUAAGACUAAAUUCAUCUUUUGCAGUUUUCGUGUGCUUUUUUCACCUCUGAUUUGGAAACAAGCUACAUAGUAAACAUAGCUGUUCAAAAGCAUACUUAAAUAACAAUAACACUAAUAGAUAGUGUGAAUUAAGAAGCGCUUUAUUAUUUACAAAAUAUCACCAUACGUGUAUUAUUAACAUAUCAUCACUAUUAUACAUUUUGAAAUAUCAUGGGCAACAUCAAUGCUGGUAUAUCAAAACAUCUUUACUUACAGCUGUAAAUGGAGGAUGUGCCAACACUUUCUUUUGAGAAAGCUGUUGCCUACGUUGAGAAAAGCUACACAAUUUGAGUUUAAUAUAUGGUUCGUCUGGACCAUAAAUUAAACUCUAAUUUUGUAGCUUUUGAGAGGGCUGGAACAAUUUUUUUCCCUGUUCUUUUGUCCUCAUACAGACAAUCGUCCAGCUAUUAUCCAGCCACAAUCUGUCUACAGAUAAAAGCACUUAACACAGGAUUAAAAAAGAUUAGCAGUCACUUACCUGAAUACAAGCUUAAUGUCCUCCAGUAUUCCAAAUGGUGAUAUACUCCAGAGAUAAUAAGUGGAGAAGCAUUUAAUAGAUGUUGUUGGUGCCCACGUUGCAAAAAGUGUAUUUACAAUUAAACAAAACCCAUUGAACAUAUCUUAUUUCAGCAGGCUUAUUAAGUGUGAGCUAUUAAAAUGUUUGGGUCAGGAUAUAUAAAAGCUGCAGAGCACGUGCCUUUCAAGUGUGUAACAAAAGUCUGCUUCCUGUACACAUAUAUUCAGUUAUUACAUUACUGUGCUUCUGUUAAGUACAAGUCUGGCCUUCAUGACUCUGUGCCCCUUUUAAGGAAUAGUUUAAUAGUGUUGGGUAAUAUAAUACUUACCAUUCUUUCCAAGAGUUAUGUUAUGGCUGUAGCCUAUGCUAAAAACGAAGCUACAGCUAGCAGCUAAUUAGCUUAGCCUAGCAUAAAGACUGGAAGGCGGAACAGCUAGCUUUAGCUUUAGCCUCUGUCUUUUAGUAGGAUAUAUGUAUAUUUAGGAGUUGUUUAAAAGUCAAAAUACUUGCAAGCUUUGUAGUAAUAUAACAAACAUUGGAUUAAACCAAAAACAUAUAAACCGUUAUGCUACAAGGACGUUGUUAGCUCAAAUCUUACCGUAGUCAUUUUAGGAAAAAAUAAGAUAAUCCACUUCAGAGAGCAGAGCUUAUUUAUCAGUAAAUAAUGAGGUCCUCACCAAUUUAGGCCGACUCCUGCGACAGUAAAGGACAUUUAUCACUGGAUAUCUCUCUGGUUUGAUGUAGAUUCAACAAUGGAGAGCCCCUCUUCCCUGCUGACAGUGGAGCAGAUAUUUAAGCAAUUUUCCAACUCAAGUCUUUAUGACACGUUUCAUAACACCUGGCUAGCAUGAAAGCCAGUUUCUCCAUCAACAUUCAUUGGUCCAUACUGUGUAUCUAACAGCAAAUAUGCUAGUGUUCCUACUCAACAAUAUUAAUGCAUAGUAAUAAUUAACUAAAUGUAAUCAUCAAAUAAUACUGAUUAACAGGGUAAAAAUAAUAUUAGCACACAGACUGAUCUGUGUCACACAAUAGUAUUACUGUGUCUAACCAUACUUAAUGAUUAUGAACUAACUGCACUGCAAACUUGGUCUGAAACUAUGAAAUCAUAGCUAAACCCAAAAAAAUGCUUUGGUGGCAUCUUUAUAAGUUUGGAGCAAGUGACUGUUCACUAAACUAUUUAAUCUGAGAUGGUAACGUUUGCCGUUUGUUUUUUGGGGCUGGGGAAGGCAAAAAAAAAGACACUCGCAACUCAUUUUAUACCAAGUAUUUGGAAGAAUCCUUAGUUAGACAGCGUGUCGUGCCCAUGGAUGUAUAGGUCGUGCCCCGUUGCGAGUGGGGUGUAUCAAACGGCCAUUUUGGACACAUUUAUUAUUCCCUAACAUUCCUUAACAUCGUCAUUCCCACAUUCUUUGGUUGAAUUUCCAAACGCCAGGACGUGAGUGACGACCAGGUGCUGUAAAUUGAGCCUCCACUUUUGUGGCAGUCACACACAUAAGGUGGUAUCCGAAAAUGUGAUUCACCAGGUACUGGUUUGAGGGUCAGUCUUACUGGUAAACCAUUAUGUGGACUGACAGAGCAUCAGUGGAGCAGAAUGUACCUCAAGGACUCGGUGUCGAAAUUAGUAGGUGUCUUUUUUUUCGAUUGGCGAAGAUUCGCAUCUGAAAAGGCAUCUUAGAUAUGAGGAAUGUCCUGCCGGGACUCUACACAAACUAAAGCCACUGGAUCCCUUUUAGGGAAAUAUCACUGCAGUCUGUCAAAAGGCUAGUUGAUACACAAAGAAGAUCUGGGGGAAAUAAGGAUAUCACAGUCAUAUAUAAUAUAUUACGAGUACUUAUUGUAAGUUUCUUAAGAAGUGUACAUAUUAUAAUUCUGUCUUGUAAAUCAGUGGUUUUAAUCCAUGCUCCACAAGGAUCUGGAUCCCAAGCCUUGCUUCACCGAGGUGGAGACGAGGGUGUGAUGUUAUCUAGGGGCAUCUGUCUAUAAACACUGCCGCUGCCUUCAAAAAGCUACUGAACUAUAUCAAAAGGUUUUUAAAAAGUUUGACUUUAACUGGAAGAGUUUUAGUUAAACUAUUGUGGCCUAGCUGCAGUUACACCCUGCUUUCUUACCCUGACAGGAAAUAAAAAAAACUGGGGAGAACGUUCUUUAAGAUGUUAUUAUUGGCUUAAAAUACUGUUUCUCCAAUCUGCAGCUUGGAUUUGAACAUGUUUUAUCAGUAACAGCCUUUAAAAGAAAAACAUCUUGCCAAUCAAAUUAUAUCAGUACUUUUUAGAUUUUUUAUUUCCCAGCUCAGCAGGUGUUAGUUGAUUAGCUUGGCGUCGAUUAGAGAUGAGUAACACUUGAGCUGUGGUGAUGAUUGAGGUAAAAUGGAGUUUCACUUAUAACCACUGUGUUGCAAGUCUUUUAGAUAACAUUAGAUAUUUUACAUGGAUCACACAGGGCAGAAAACUCUAAAGCUGCAACAGGGACAUUUUUUGGUCUAUGGAUCUUGUUAGAAUGACAACGUUUUCUCGGGGAGUCUUACAAAUAUUCACUUAGUCUAUUAUUCCUGUAAUACCCACAACAAUAGCUAAAUUAACAAUAUUGCUAAAGAAACGUCAUUCUGGUUUGGUGAAAACCAUCGCAUAGCCAUUGCUGCAGAAAAAAACGAUAAAAAAGUUUAAAGUCCUGAAACAUCACCACAAGUUAUUAGCCAACACACAGAAGCUUAGCACGUUAGCAUGCUAACUGAAAUGUCAUUAGACUUGCAGGUAUUUGAUCAAAAAGUAUUGGACAAGUAAUUGACCUGCUGGUGGCACUAGAUGACACAUUCAAAUUUGACCUAGAACAAAAAUGUUAUCCUCAAAGUGCGCUAGAGAAAAAUACAGAUGAGCACAGACGUCCGCAGGAUUCAUUCUCUGGGGGAAACGAAAAAUAUAGUUUUUUAAACAUAAGUCUGUACCAAGAUGACCAUUUUUGGACUGUGGGUGCUCUUUAUGAUUUCUAUAAUUACAACACAAUAGGUUUUCUUUUUACAGUAAGAUAGUUUGCAAGAUGCUUGGUGUUUUGUCAUUAUAACAAGAUCUAACAACAAAUUACUUUUUUUAAGAUCACAGAUGUGUUUUUUGGUAAAUGGUGGGGAAUAAUUGAAGCACUAUUGUCCCACCUCAGAGCAGCUGCAGCUGAAGUAGUUUCACAGCAGAUGUUCAGUGUUCAAACUCUGAGAUCUGGAGGGUAACACAGACGGGAUUUCAAGGGUUUCAUUCACAAUACCUUCGCCAAAAUCAGUUAUACAGUGUUACUCAAAAUAUAUCGCAAACUGCCAGAAGUUGUCACUGUAUGAGCAAUAAAAACAUCACUCUACCUAAGCUCGAGAAACCCACACGUCCUCCCUCACUCACGCUUUGCUUGCACUAAAACGUUCCUCUGAGUCGGAUGUUUCCCUCCCUACAGAGGCCCUGAGAGGCAAGUGAGAAAAAAAGCGAAUCUGGUGUUACAAGUCUGAUUUAAAUAGUUUUCCAUUGACUUAAACGUCAACAUAAAGGAUGUGUUGAUUACAACCACAAGGAGGGGGAAAUUGAGUAAUAAUCCUUGCAAAAAAUUGUAUUACCACCUGUAAUAAAACCAGGUGAGACACCUUUUGGUUCAAAUCAGAGAUGAAGACAAUCCCUUUCCUCUCAGGGUGUCUGUCUGUAAUCGUCGACGAUGAAAGCCAGCAGAAGUUCAGCUCUGCUCUCCUAUAAUCACUGUCUCAACUAUAGAGUGCCCCUCCAGGAAUCUGCACUGUGUGUCUGUGAACACGCAAAAAAAGCUUUUUCUUUUCUCUGUAAGCAAUAAUGAAGUUGCAUUAAAAGGCUCUCUGAGGGCUUGUCUUCUGCUGAAGAAAGGAAAGGUCACCGAGCAGAAUCCCUGAAGCUCCUGAAGUCCUUUUCUCAUUCAUCUUUCCCUCCAUAGAGAACAGUAUGGUCACUGUACACUUCCUGGGAGAGGGUCAUUUGGAGCUAAAACAUUUUGAAACGUACAUGUCUGUGGGAAAAACGAAUGUGAAGAAAAUGGCAGGAUGUUUGAGUAAUUUUCAACAAUGUACAUUUAAAAAAAAAAAUGCUUAGACUUCUUUGCACUCUGUUUAAAUGUAUGCUAAUGUGGUUAAUAAAGGGGAGGGUGUAUAAGAUCAUGGAGGGCUGGGAUUAGUCCUCUCAGUUGGAAGACAAGCCCCAUGAUUGGCUCUUCUUCAACAAGCAGGUUAGGUUAAAAACAAACAAAAAAAACUGUAAACACACGUUGAGUACCUGUAUUAUGUGUUCUUGUAGUAUAUACAUUAUGUGUACUGUAACUGGUGACUAAAUAUCAUGUAUAUAAAGAUUAGAACAAGUCCUC